Penicillium argentinense is the source of this 510-nucleotide messenger RNA. It is a transcript of the gene arp1, whose product is annotated as scytalone dehydratase arp1. Gene Ontology annotation, molecular function: scytalone dehydratase activity. The record is from RefSeq and is a predicted model, not a curated record. Gene Ontology annotation, biological process: melanin metabolic process. The coding region runs from base 1 to 510 and encodes 169 amino acids. The transcript has 3 exons. NCBI's taxonomy places the organism in Eukaryota, Fungi, Ascomycota, Eurotiomycetes, Eurotiales, Aspergillaceae.
AUGACUCCGGCUGUCAAAAAUCCAGCGCCCAACUUGGACAUCAGCUUCCAAGACUACCUAGUCCUGUCGAAACUAGUGUUUGACUGGGCUGAUAGCUAUGAUGCCAAGGAUUGGGACCGUCUCCGCAGUAUCAUCGCCCCAACCCUGACUGUGGAUUAUACCAAGAUUGGUCUCAAGCGAUGGGACGACAUGUCUGCUGAGGAUUACAUGGCGAUGGUGACACACCCAGGCUUCCUUGGAGACCCCACGAUCAAGACACAGCACCUGCUGGGCCAAACCUGGUGGGAAAAGGUCUCCGACACGGAGGUCAUUGGUCACCAUCAGCUGCGUGCCGCCCAUCAGGUGUACACCGAUGCUGGGUUGGAGGAAGUGAAGCUACGGGGCCACUCGCAUGCCACCAAUGAACACUACUAUCGCAAGGUCGAUGGGGUCUGGAAGUUCGCCGGCUUGAAGCCGAAUGUCCGAUGGAACGAGCUGCGUUUUGAAGAAGUUUUCAGAGGGCUGGACUAG